GUGGCCUGUCAAUUUUGCGAAGCUCUGAGCAGAAAAUUCAAGAAUUGUUGACAAAUGCUUUGUUUGUUAUUUUAAAAUGAGUGAUUCUGACGAUGAGAAUUUUGUCACGUUUGGAGAACCUCUGGAGCCGCUGGAUGAAGAAAACUUACCUCGAAAAAAGCCAGUGGCAGUGGAAGAGCAGAUCGUGACAGAUGCUCAAGGCAGACGUAGGUUCCACGGCGCCUUCACCGGGGGGUUCUCAGCAGGAUACUUCAACACUGUGGGCACUCGAGAUGGCUGGAGACCCCAGCAAUUCAAGUCUUCGCGGAGCAGCAAAGCAGGGAGUGUCAACCAACUCCCUGAAGACUUCAUGGACGAGGAGGACACCGGUGAGUUUGGGAUAGCACCCACUGGGAUUCGAGCCUCCAGCGAGUACACUGGCUGUGGAAAGGGGACGAAGAGGGAGAGGCAGAGGGCUAACGACGGCCCCAUUCCCGGGGUUCCUGUGCUCCAGGAUUUAUUAAAGCCUGUCAGUGACACAGUUGGAGUUUCCCUGUUGAAAAAAAUGGGUUGGAAGCCUGGCCAGGGGGUGGGCCCACGAGUAACCAGAAGAGAAAAGCAGAGGACUCGUGAGAGGAAUGAUAAGAAGGUUUAUGGGUGCUCUCUACCUGCUCAAGUGUCGAAGGAUAGUACUUCAGAGAGCUCAGAUGAUGAUCAGGAAGGGAUUCUCUUUGCUCCGGAUGAUUACGAACCGUAUCGGCUAAAUCCAAAAGACAAUUACUUCGGAAUAGGCUACAGUGGCCUUGACCGCACCUCAGUCCUAGGCCACAUAAACCUCUUCGACCCCCCCACCCUCCAACUCCGCGACAAGAACAAAAAGUUCUCAAUAAAAGGCCAAGCCUUCGGCGUAGGUGCCUUCGAGGCAGACGACGAGGACAUCUACGCGCGCGACGACAUGUCGAGAUACGAUUUCACGCUGGGCCCCGAGGCCCAAAAGAAAGCCCCUCGCUCCUCCGCGUCGUCCCACCCCAAGAGCUCGCUCGAGGGUUUCGUCCCAGCGCAGAAAACUCUCCAACGAAAAAAACACUUUCCCCCUCCAGAGCUUCCAAAGGACUUUAAACCCCUCCACAGGGUGAGAAAGAGUCGGUUCUCCCCAGCUGACGAGCCCCUCCCACGAGAAUCCGCCCAAAGAAAGGGCUUAGGGCGCCACGACAUGAACGCCAACGACAGAUCAGUGAUUUUGGGGGAAUCCCCCAGUUCAGUGAAACCGAAACCAUUGGAAACCCUCGAAAAACCGCAGGGUAAGGCCUCCCCUGCUGCGAACAUAAUCUCCCGAACACUGAACCUUCAUGGACGCGAACAGUUGAAAGAACGUGAGAGCCUAGCACUGCAGCAGAGGAAAUCCUCGAGCUCGUGGCUGGACAAACUCACGACCACGAGUUUUGUGAGAGGUGGGGUGGAGGGGGCUGAGGACUCGGGAAGUCUGAAGACCUCAUCUGAAUUCAAAUCGAAUCAAGACGUUUCUAAAUCCUCCGCAAUGGACGGGGAUCUAGGGGGCGACGAUGCGAAAGCCAAUGACAGAUCAGAGAUUUUGGGGGAAUCCCCCGUUUCAGUAAAACCGAAAGCAGUAGAAACCCUCGAAAAACCGGAGGGUAAACCUUCCCUUUAUGACCGCGAUGAGCUGAAGGGGCGUGAGGCCCUCGCACUGCAGCAGAGGAAGCCCUCGACCUCGUGGCUGGACAAACUCACCACCACAAGUUUCGUGAGAGGUGGGGUCGAGGGGGCUGAGGACUCGGGAAGUCUGAAGAACUUAUCUGAAUUCAAAUCGAAUCAAGCCGGUUCCAAACCCUUCGCAAUGGACGAGGAGAAGCAGAGACGUUUUGAAAAGUAUCAAGACUUCGCCAAGAACGACGAGAAGAAUAAAUUAUCCAGUAUUCAGCCCCUCUCGAUGACCGAGUGGGAGCGAGAGCGCGAGAGAGAGGAAUUCGAGCAGGCGUUGAGACUCAGCAGAAGGCCUGCAACUUCAUCAAGUAAUGAGGUGGUACCAAAGGACCCGAUGGUAGCAGCGGCUAAAGUGAAAAUGUUUGGAAAGCUGACAAGAGCCACUGAGUCCUGGCAACCGUCGAGUAUCGUUUGUAAGCGCUUCAACAUACCCGAGCCAAAAACUGGAUGUGCAAAACCAGAGGGCAAAACCAAAAAAUACUCAGUCUUUGAGUCACUGGAUUUUUGUGGAGGAGAUACAAAGUUUCAAAAGGCAACAGACACUGCUGGUACCUACAAAGAGCCCCACAUUCCCUACAAUCCGCCGGAAGGGAAUAAAGUAGAGAGGGCUUUGGGUGGUGUACAGAUACUCGAUACAUCGGACAUUGAUACGAGGGGGAGCAAGUCGAUGGAGAAAAUAAGGGACUUUGAGGCGUCUUACGGGAAGGUCUUUGGAAAGGGUGAGGUGGCUAAGGGGGAGGGGAGCGAUGGGGGGAAGGAUGAGAAGAAGGAUCUGUUCAAGGCCAUUUUCCUCAGCAGCAGCGAGGACGAGGCGACUGAUGAGGAUGACGACGUUAAUAAUGACACUGUCAAGUCUGUGCUCAUUGGGAAGUCCAUUGGUGAAGCUAACUCACAGAGGAAUGACUCACCACCUCGAGGAAUCUUCGCCAAACUCGAUUUGGAUGAGUUGGUCAAGCCUGGUGGGAGCAAAAAAGUCAUGAGUACGAGUGAUACUGAAACACGAAAAUUUGAGGGGUCGGUGGGGGGUGAUGAGGGGGGGAGUGGAGAUGUUGUCAACGAAGUGGCUCAAGGUGAAAUGAAAAUUUCACCGCAGACGUACGGUCCAGCUCUGCCGGCGAAAUCAAUGAGGGCAGACGAUUCUGGUAAUUCUGAAAUUGUGCAGAGACCCGUUUUUCGAAGUGUUGUCGUUACAAAAUUGGAUGGUGGGGGUAAGUCGAUCAAGUGGAUUGAGAAGAGGGUGAAGAGGGAGAGGAAGAAGAAGCAUAAGCGCAAGGAGAAGGAGAAGAGGCACAAGCAUAAAUCGAAGAAGAGUAAAGGGUGAGACUGUUUUGGAGAUGAUGAUUUAUUAAAGGACUUGAUUGUUUAUUUAUUGUGGAGAGGAGUUAUUUUAUUAAAACGUUUACCCUCUUGGUUUCGCAUCUUUGGGGCUGGGUUAUGUAUUUCAAGGGGUUUUCUGGCGUCUUAUUUCGUCGGAUU
Messenger RNA from Diachasma alloeum, 3177 nucleotides. RefSeq names its product G patch domain-containing protein 1. Gene Ontology annotation, cellular component: nucleus. Gene Ontology annotation, biological process: mRNA processing. Gene Ontology annotation, molecular function: RNA binding. NCBI's taxonomy places the organism in Eukaryota, Metazoa, Arthropoda, Insecta, Hymenoptera, Braconidae. The transcript is spliced from 4 exons. The record is from RefSeq and is a predicted model, not a curated record. The coding region runs from base 77 to 3022 and encodes 981 amino acids.